AUGAGAUGGUCCUAUAGGAAAGGUGCCUUGAAGGUGGAUGACUUGCAACCUAUUCUGGACGAGCUGACACCUGCCGAUGUCAUAUGGUGCCCACUCGAGAAUCAUAGAGUAUGGCAUCAGUUUGAUGAGCUAUGUCUAUAUAGGGGGUGUCUGAGGUGGGGUGACACUGUUGUUCUAUACUUGCCUGGCAUAUAUAUGCGUCAGUUUGGAUACAGGCAGUAUGUUCCAUAUCCACCUCUUGAUCAUACGAUGAUUGAUGAUGGAUAUCUUGAGUGGUAUUAUCGUGUCUCGCAUCCUCGUCUGUUACCGCCACCCUAUCAUGAUGCGCCAAUAGAGAUGCCAGUUCCUGUAUAUGAAGCAGGACCAUCUGAUCCUAGCUGGGCUCGUACGUCUUUGUUGAUUCAUCGUUAUCUUCAGCAGGCUGGUGCUGAAGAUGAUGACCCACAGUUUGCGGAUUUGUUCGAAGCUUUACAUAUUGCUCGACCACAGUGA
Lathyrus sativus (Indian pea) is the source of this 492-nucleotide messenger RNA. The record is from the annotation of a GenBank genome assembly. Lineage: Eukaryota; Viridiplantae; Streptophyta; Magnoliopsida; Fabales; Fabaceae.